AUGCCAUGGCUUAUGAUAGGGGAUUUUAAUGAAGUCCUUUGUGAUGAGGAUAAAUUUGGAGGGAACCAAAUUAACAUUAAUCGAGCUAUGGAAUUUAAAACUUUUCUAGAUUCCUGUAGUUUUGUUGACUUGGGAUUUGUGGGGCCCAAAUAUACUUGGACAAAUAAGAGACAAUUAACAGACUUAAUAUUGGAAAGGAUAGACCUAUGUUUUGCUAACCCCCUCUGGAGAGUUCUCUAUCCUGAAGCAGCAGUAACUCAUUUACCCAGAACUUAUUCUGAUCAUCACCUAGUUUUGAUUGAACUCUGGAAGCCCCAGACUGAUAGAGCUAACAGACCUUUUCGCUUUCAAAGUAUGUGGCUGUUACAUCCGGAAUUUCCGAGGGUGGUCAAAGAAGCUUGGUCUGAAGGAGGUUCCUUGCACCCGGCUACUGUGGAAUUUACAAGGAAGGUGAGGAAAUGGAAUUCUGAGGUUUUUGGGAAUCUCUUUGCUAGAAAGAGGAGAGUCCUAAAUAGACUGAGUGGCACUCAAAGAGCUUUAGCGAAUAAUCCUAGUGAGUCACUACUUCGGCUUGAGAAAUGGUUAAUUGAGGAAUACUCUUCUAUCCUCCUCUAG
This is a messenger RNA of Quercus lobata, 615 nucleotides long. RefSeq lists its product as uncharacterized. The coding region runs from base 1 to 615 and encodes 204 amino acids. NCBI's taxonomy places the organism in Eukaryota, Viridiplantae, Streptophyta, Magnoliopsida, Fagales, Fagaceae. The transcript has a single exon. The record is from RefSeq and is a predicted model, not a curated record.